This is a messenger RNA of Kwoniella botswanensis, 585 nucleotides long. RefSeq lists its product as uncharacterized. NCBI's taxonomy places the organism in Eukaryota, Fungi, Basidiomycota, Tremellomycetes, Tremellales, Cryptococcaceae. The record is from RefSeq and is a predicted model, not a curated record. The transcript has 7 exons. Bases 1 to 585 code for a protein of 194 amino acids.
AUGUCUACAGGCAACACAACUUGCAAAGGCGAAUCGAUGACAUGGGCCGUGAACGAUCGAGGAGAAACGCCUUCAAUCCCAACAGCUGCUGCUGCUCUAGCGUUGCCUUCGCCUUGUUUCAGGCUUGUAUGUUUGCAGCGACUCAUGCUAAGAAGUUUUAGGGGUGUGGCUUCGUUACCUCGUACUCAGAACUUCUCUUCCUGGUUAGACGGUUGCGAGAACCCUCAGAUAGGCAGUCUUCCGGACAACGUUGCCAGGAGUAGGAGUGUGUCGAUCCCGCAAUGGGCAUCUGUCUCGCCGCGAAAAUCUGAUGAGGCUUGGAAUAUAACUCUCGCUUUGGCCAACGCGACUUCUCUCCAGCCCUCCUUUCGAACAUCCAGCAAUGUCACAAGUACCAUAUCAUCUGCAAGUAUCACUACGUCGAUGGAUUCUCUUCCACAGCCUGUUCAGACAUACAGUGAGGUUGGAGAGGUGAUGAAUGGAGCGAGAAAAGGAGGACAGACUACAGGUGCUGUCGUCGGUGCCCUGGGAGGAACAGUAUUGAUUUCCAUUAUUCUAGUCUAUUUGUACAAACAGAAGAGGUAA